Salvia miltiorrhiza (redroot sage) is the source of this 2146-nucleotide messenger RNA. RefSeq lists its product as uncharacterized. The coding region runs from base 380 to 2146 and encodes 588 amino acids. Lineage: Eukaryota; Viridiplantae; Streptophyta; Magnoliopsida; Lamiales; Lamiaceae. The record is from RefSeq and is a predicted model, not a curated record. The transcript has 3 exons.
UGCCUAUGCAGUGUCAUUUAUUUGUGUUAGUGUCUUUUAUAUUGGUUAAUAGUGUCAUUUAAAUGUCUAUGCAGUGUCAUUUAUUUGUUAUAGUAAAUUAUGGAAUGUUUAAUCGCAGACCCUUGAAAACAGAGGAAACUUAUAUUGUUAAGUGUAGAGGAGCUGAUAUUUGUGAAUUAAUACAUGUGUUAAAUGAAAGUCAGUGUCAAGCUGUAGUUGAAUUAGGAUUUGGGGGGAUUUUAGAGAUUAAAGACCCCGGAUACAUUUCUUGGCGGAUUAUGAGCUGGUUUUGGAGAAAUUUUAAGAAAAAAGUAAAGUCUUAAACUUUAAAAACCAGAAAACCAUCGUCGUUACUUCUAACGACGUUGAGGAUAUAUUCAUGAUCCCAAACAACGGGCCAGAUGUUUUAUUGAAUUCAAAAGAGGACUCGGACAUUUUUAUAAUGAUCCACGAGUUCAAACAAAGAUUUAGUUUAAAGGAAUCUGGUACUCAUGCACAGCUUUUAAAAAUUAUGAAGAAUAAUAAUGCUUUGAAAGAUGGAGAUAAUGAUUUCAAAAGAAUUUUCAUCCUCUACAUAAUGUCAGCAUUCCUAGCUUCUACAGCAAACCAAAGUGUUGAUUUCAGUUUCUUCAAAUCAUUGACCAAUAUUGAAAGAGUAAAAUCUUUUAAAUGGUCUAAGUUUGUGUUAGAAAGGAUGUGUAGAGGGUUUGACUCUAGUUCCAGUAUAAAACAUUGGUCUGCUAAGAGAAUAAAAUUAAGAUUAGAAGCUGAAAAUGAUGCUGGAGAUUUUGGAGUAGGUCAAUGGGUAGAGGGUGUCUGUCCUAUUAGUAAUGGAAUAAAAGAAACACAAACUAUGGAAGAACUAGUAGGGCAAGAAGCAAUGGUUGCAAAACAGGAAGCAGUAAGGGGACAUGAAACAGUCUCAUUCCCAGAGGAAGACUAUAUUGAUAAGGAAAGUGAUGGAGUUAGGUGGAUCAAGUACAGGCUGCCUGAUAAUGAAAAAACAAACUUGGAGAUCAAAAAUAUUGCCAAAGAUCGCUUUGAAGAGUUAUUGAUGCAAUUCGAUCGGAACAUGAAAAUCAUGGGCAACCAGCAUAUAAACAAGCUCCUGGAUUACAAGGAGCAAUGUGUAAACCAUAUCAAGGAAAGGGAAGAAUACGCUGUGCUGUGUUUAAAAAAGCGCGCCCAAGCGCGCCUAGGCGCGGGCUUUAGUCUGGGCGCGCGGGUUGGGCUUUUUCCAGAGCCAGGCGCACCAACCUAUGAGAGGCGCGGCCAAGGCGCCGAAAGCGCGCUUAGGCGCAAAAGCCCACAAGCCCGCGCCUCUUGUGCAUUUAGGGAAUCAAAGAAAUGUCAUAAGGCUCCCGAGCAUGUAAGGACAGAAGUGAAUGCUUAUAUGAUUAAGAAAGCAACUAGUAAAGUGCUUAAUCAAUUUGCUAGAAAUCCGUCUCAAGAUGUUGGUGAUUAUGAUGAGGAAGAGGUGGAAAUUGAAGGUAGCUCGUCACGCACCAUCACGAGUAAAGUGGCACCGGCUUCAAAAAGAAUGAAAGGUCCCUUAGAUGUUUUAUUUGCAUCUAAGCAACCUAGUUCUCAAUCUCAAGAAGUAUUGAAGGGUAGGAAAGAAAGAAAGAGAAUUUUUGGUGCUAGUGACAAAGUAUAUAGGGACAAAGCUUGUGAAGUUAUUGCAAGGUUCUUUUAUGACAAUGCAAUUCCCUUCAAUUCGGCUACUAGUGAUAGCUUCAAAGGAAUGGUUGAAGCUAUUGGACAAUAUGGUCCGGGGUUGGUUCCACCGAGCAUGUAUGAGCUAAGAGUUCUUUUUCUUCAAAAGGAAGUGGAAGCCACGAACACCAAAGUGAUGGAGUUCAAGAAAGAAUGGGCCAUAAAGGGAUGUUCUAUUUUAUCCGAUGGAUGGCGUGAUUCGGUGGUGCAAAAGGAUAUUGUGAACUUUCUUGUCAACUCUCCAAAAGGGUCCGUGUUCAUCAAAUCGGUGGAAGUUUCCGAAGUUGUGAAAGAUUCAACCACUUUGUUUUUUAUGCUUGAUUCUAUUGUUGAGGAAGUUGGAGAGAUGAAUGUUGUGCAAGUGGUGACGGAUAAUGCAUCUAACUAUGUUAAGGCGGGUAAGAAGUUUAAAUCAUCUAUUCAUCUUUAA